This is a messenger RNA of Ailuropoda melanoleuca (giant panda), 4837 nucleotides long. It is a transcript of the gene ZFYVE9, whose product is annotated as zinc finger FYVE-type containing 9. Gene Ontology annotation, molecular function: metal ion binding. Lineage: Eukaryota; Metazoa; Chordata; Mammalia; Carnivora; Ursidae. The transcript is spliced from 19 exons. The record is from RefSeq and is a predicted model, not a curated record. Gene Ontology annotation, cellular component: early endosome membrane. The coding region runs from base 457 to 4725 and encodes 1422 amino acids. Gene Ontology annotation, biological process: endosomal transport; transforming growth factor beta receptor signaling pathway.
GCAGGAGAGGCCACGGCGACGCUGGGGGCUUCGCCGAGGAUCCCCGCCUGCAGCACCUCGGUCGUCCCGCCGCAGCCUUGCGCCCCCGGCCCGGUUCAGCGGCGCUCCUCCGGGAACCGCGUGGCUGCGGCGGCCCGUGAGCCCGAUGAGGCUCGGCGGGCGCUGGGCCUCAGUAGCAGCGGCGACCACAGUCUCUUCAGGAGCGGGAGGCUUCGCGGCGGCGCCUGGGGCCGCGCCGGUGCCCUCCGGAGGAGGCUGUCGGCUCAGGGACGACCCCCCCGGCCAUGCUGUGGCGGCGGCGGCCGCUGCUCAAGGAUCAAACAGAGCAUACUGAAUCAGCAGGACUGGCUGGUGGUGCGGCAAGCAUCAUGAGUAAGCACAGGGAAGUCUGUUCCUCAUCACGUGUGUAAGGGGAAAAAGGUUUAAACAAGUCUCUUGAGUGGUGUUUCUUCACCGAUGGAGAAUUACUUCCAAGCAGAAGCUUACAACCUGGACAAGGUAUUAGAUGAAUUUGAACAAAACGAAGAUGAAACAGUUUCUCCUAUUUUAUUGGAUACCAAGUGGAAUAAGAUUCUAGAUCCCCCGUCUCACCGACUGUCAUUUAACCCCGCAUUGGCCAGUGUGAAUGAACCUGCAGUUUCUGAGUCACAGCCACAACUAAAAGUCUUCUCUCUGGCUCAUUCAGCUUCUCUGACCACAGAGGGAGAGGACCAUUGUGCUAAUGGACAGGACUAUAGUCUGAAUCCAGAGAUCAACACAAUGUGGAUUGAUGAAAAUGCUGUUGCAGAAGAUCAGUUAAUUAAGAGGAACUGUAAUCGAGAUGAUCAAUGUAGUACUGUUGAAGUGGGAGAGAAGAAAUGUGGAAACGUAGCUUGUCUGCCAGAUGAGAAGAAUGUUCUUGUGGUAGCCGUCAUGCAUAACUGUGAUAAAAGGACAUUACAGAGCGAUUUGCAGGAUUGUAAUAAUUGUAAUAGUCAGUCCCUCAUGGAAGCUUUUAGCUGUUCACUGGAUAAUGAAAACAGACAAACUGAUCAAUUUAGUUUUAGUAUAAAUGGGUCCACUGAAAAAGAUAUGAACUCAGAGAAACAAAUGGAUCUGUUGAAUAGACCAAGUGCAAUGGGGGAUUCUGUUAAACAUAUGUGUACUGCUUCAUCUGAUAAUCUAGCCAGUGUCUGUUCCCCUUCACAAUUAAAGGAUGAUGAAAAUACAGGUAGAGACCCAUCCAUGUCUGUGAUUACAAGUUUAACAAUUGAUUCAGUAAUCUCAUCCCAGGGAGCAGAUGAAGGUCCUGCUGCUAAAAAGCAAGAGAACUGUAUACCAGAUGAGGUUCUCACUGGCAAAACCAGCUGUGCUAGGACAGAUCUAGGGAGUCCAGACUCCUUUUCCCAUUCGAGUGAGGGGAUUUUGAUGAAAAAAGAGCCAGCGGAGGAGACAACAACUGAAGAACCUGUCCGAUCUGGUUUACCUUUGCUUCUCAAAACAGACAUGCCUAAUGGGUCUGGAAGGGAUGAUAACAGUGAACAGUUUUCAGAUUGUCUUGUGCCCAGUGACGUUAGAGCUGACGAAAAGGAAGGUUGUGAACAUGAAGAAAUUCUUGGCACUACAGAACUUCUUAAUAUGACAGAGCAUUUCUCUGACUCUCAGGAGAUGACUAAUUGGAAAUUGACUAAACUAAAUGAUAUGACUGACAGCCAAAUAAAUAAAGAAAAUGAGAAGUUUCUGCCAAUGAAUCAGCCUGAGGACAUUUACAAUGAUAGUGGAGGAGAGUGUGAUAGAAUGGCAGAAGCAGGUCUAGAUUUAAAAGGAACUUGCAUGAAUGAAAGUGAAGGAUGUGAUUUCUCCACUGUGGAUACACCAGCAGCAAAUUCUCUAUCUAAUUGUGAUUCCUAUGGAAUGCAGAGCCCAGUUGUUUGUUUUGUUCCAAAGACUUUACCCUCCAAAGAAGAUUCAGUAACAGAAGAAAAGGAAAUUGAAGAGAGCAAGUCAGAAUGCUACUCAAAUAUUUAUGAACAGAGAGGAAAUGAAGCCACAGAAGGGAGUGGACUACUUUUAAACAGCACUGGUGACCUAAUGAAGAAAAAUUAUUUACAUAGUUUCUGUAGCCAAGUUCCAUCAGUGCUCGGGCAGUCUUCACCCAAGAUAGUAGCAAACCUGCAAUCUAUCAGUGUUCCUUUUGGUGGUGCAAGACCCAAACAGCCUUCUAAUCUUAAACUUCAAAUUCCAAAGCCAUUGUCUGACCAUUUACAAAAUGACCUUCCUACAAAUAGUGGAAAUAAUAUUAAAAACAAAAAUGAUGUUCUUGGGAAAGCAAAAUUAGGGGAGAACUCAGCAACCAAUGUAUGCAAUGCCUCUUUGGGAAACAUCUCUAUUGCUGAUACAAAUGGGGAACAUUUAGAAAGCUACGAGUCUGGGAUAUCCAGUAGACCGUGCCUUGCAUUAGCUCCAGAAAGCCCAGAUAAUGAUCUCAGAGCUGGUCAGUUUGGAAUUUCUGCCAGAAAGCCAUUUACUACUCUGGGUGAGGUGGCUCCAGUAUGGGUACCAGAUUCUCAGGCUCCAAAUUGCAUGAAAUGUGAAGCCAGGUUCACAUUCACCAAAAGGAGGCAUCAUUGCAGAGCAUGUGGGAAGGUUUUCUGUGCUUCCUGCUGUAGCCUGAAAUGUAAACUGUUAUACAUGGAUAGAAAGGAAGCUAGAGUAUGUGUAAUCUGCCAUUCAGUGCUAAUGAAUGCUCAAGCCUGGGAGAACAUGAUGAGUGCCUCAAGCCAGAGCCCUAACCCUAACAAUCCUGCUGAAUACUGUUCUACUAUCCCUCCCUUGCAGCAAGCUCAGGCCUCAGGAGCCCUGAGCUCUCCACCUCCCACUGUGAUGGUACCUGUGGGAGUUUUAAAGCACCCUGGAGCAGAAGUGGCUCAGCCCAGAGAGCAGAGGCGAGUUUGGUUUGCUGAUGGGAUCUUGCCUAAUGGAGAAGUUGCUGAUGCAGCCAAAUUAACAGUGAAUGGAACUUCCUCUGCAGGAACCCUGGCUGUGUCACAUGACCCAGUUAAGCCAGUAACUACCAGUCCUCUACCAGCAGAGAUGGAUAUUUCUCUGUUCUCUGGGAGUAUAACUCAGGUUGGAAGUCCUGUUGGCAGUGCCAUGAACCUAAUUCCUGAAGAUGGCCUUCCUCCCAUUCUCAUCUCCACCGGUGUGAAAGGAGACUAUGCUGUGGAAGAGAAACCAUCACAGAUUUCAGUAAUGCAGCAAUUAGAGGAUGGUGGUCCUGACCCACUUGUAUUUGUUUUAAAUGCAAAUUUGUUGUCAAUGGUUAAAAUUGUAAAUUAUGUGAACAGGAAGUGCUGGUGCUUCACAACCAAGGGAAUGCAUGCAGUGGGUCAGUCUGAGAUAGUCAUUCUUCUACAGUGUCUACCGGAUGAAAAGUGUUUGCCGAAGGAUAUCUUUAAUCAUUUUGUGCAGCUUUAUCGGGAUGCUCUGGCAGGAAAUGUUGUGGGCAACUUGGGACAUUCCUUCUUCAGUCAGAGUUUCCUUGGCAGUAAAGAACAUGGUGGAUUCUUGUAUGUGACAUCUACCUACCAGUCACUGCAAGACCUAGUCCUCCCAACCCCACCUUACUUGUUUGGGAUUCUCAUCCAGAAAUGGGAAACUCCUUGGGCUAAAGUGUUUCCCAUCCGUCUAAUGUUGAGACUUGGAGCUGAAUAUCGACUUUAUCCAUGCCCACUCUUCAGUGUCAGAUUUCGGAAGCCAUUGUUUGGAGAGACGGGGCAUACCAUCAUGAAUCUUCUUGCAGACUUCAGAAAUUAUCAAUAUACAUUGCCAGUAGUUCAAGGUUUGGUGGUUGAUAUGGAAGUUCGAAAAACCACUAUCAAAAUUCCCAGCAACAGAUAUAAUGAGAUGAUGAAAGCCAUGAACAAGUCCAAUGAACAUGUUCUGGCAGGAGGCGCCUGCUUCAAUGAGAAGGCGGACUCUCACCUUGUGUGUGUACAGAAUGAUGACGGAAACUAUCAGACCCAAGCUAUCAGUAUUCACAAUCAGCCCAGAAAAGUGACUGGUGCCAGUUUCUUUGUGUUCAGUGGUGCUCUGAAAUCUUCUUCUGGAUAUCUUGCCAAGUCCAGUAUUGUGGAAGAUGGCGUUAUGGUCCAGAUCACCGCGGAGAACAUGGAUGCCUUGAGGCAGGCACUGCGAGACAUGAAGGACUUCACCAUCACCUGCGGCAAGGCGGACGCCGAGGAUCCCCAGGAGCACAUCUACAUCCAGUGGGUGGAUGAUGACAAGAACGUCAACAAGGGUGUUGUAAGUCCUAUAGAUGGGAAGUCCAUGGAGUCUAUAACAAGUGUGAAGAUAUUCCAUGGAUCAGAAUAUAAAGCAAAUGGAAAAGUCAUCAGAUGGACAGAGGUGUUUUUCCUAGAAAACGAUGACCAGCACAGUUGCCUGAGUGAUCCUGCAGAUCAUAGCCGACUGACUGAGCACGUUGCCAAGGCUUUUUGCCUUGCUCUCUGUCCCCACCUUAAGCUUCUGAAGGAAGAUGGAAUGACUAAACUGGGACUACGUGUGACACUUGACUCAGACCAGGUUGGCUAUCAAGCAGGGAGCAAUGGCCAGCCCCUUCCCUCGCAGUACAUGAACGAUCUGGACAGCGCUUUGGUGCCAGUGAUCCAUGGAGGGGCCUGCCAGCUCAGUGAGGGCCCCAUCGUCAUGGAACUCAUCUUUUAUAUUCUGGAAAACAUCGCAUAGACAGAGAGGACUUCAUUGUUUUUCCGUUCAGACCUGUUGGCAACAGCAGUCAUACCCAAAUCAUUUGCACUUUAAAACUGGAAGAUUAAGCUUUUGUUAACACUAUUAAAUG